Globicephala melas (long-finned pilot whale) is the source of this 2061-nucleotide messenger RNA. The record is from RefSeq and is a predicted model, not a curated record. NCBI's taxonomy places the organism in Eukaryota, Metazoa, Chordata, Mammalia, Artiodactyla, Delphinidae.
AUGGCAACAGCCAAAGCUUUAAGUCAGCCAGACCUGGAUCCAGCUCUGGCCCUCAUGAGCAACUUACCUAACUUUGCUGAACUUCAGAUGCCUCAUCUCAAAGAGACACAUCAGAAAGAACUUUACUUAAGAGUGGUGGUGAGAAUGACACUAGGGACCAUGCAGGAGCCUAGCAGAGUAGGAACCGGGCAGGCCAACAUCCUGGGGAUCCCCCUCUUUCAGACCCACAGACAGUGGAGGGUGGCCUGCCCUCAGCCCUCGAAUCCCCACAUUAGGAGGAGUCCAGAGCCACCGGGAGUGGUGAGAAAUCUGAAAACGCAGCCUGUACCUGACCCCUGCUCUGCUACCGUUCCAUUGAAAACACCCGAGUGUCCACCCUGGGAAACGCAGCCGUGCCACCCUUAUCCCACUCGGGACUCAGUCUGGGGGUUAGCAGGCACUUCCAGCCAUGAGGUGGCCCAUCACGUCAAGGCCGGGGACCUGCAGAGCAGGAGCACUGGGGCUGCCCUCCGUGUCAAAGCACACUCUUCUUGUCCCUCCAAAGUCCCCAACACAAUGAACAGCGAGGUGAUCCGAGGCUGGAGCCGUGAGCCAGUGCCGCAGCUCCUCCCGGCGGUCGUCCCGGCCCCCGCAAUCCCCAGGGCAGAGUCCGGCCCGGUCGCCCUCCCCUUGGGGUGGGUGGCUCGGACCCGCUCCCCUCCCCGACGCCACCACCUGCGCCCGCUCCGGCGCCGCCUUUGUCCGGCGCUUCGCCGCCAAGCGGGCCCCUCGGUCCGAUCGGGUCUGGUCUACACUACCCCCCGCCCCGGUGUGGCCCCCAUCCCCUGCCCCCCAUCCAGCAAUAACCGGUCAGCUCCCUGCGCGGGAGGGCGCCCCCCACCCUGUGCUGGCGAUCCCGCGGCGCCGCCCCCAGCCGCGGCCCCUUGCCUCGGGGACCUCGAUGGGGGGAGGGGGCACGGGGGGGCGGGGGCCUCGCCGCCCGCGCACUCGGAGGCGAGCCGGCUCUGCCUCGGCGGAGAAACGACCGGCGUCCUCCCGCCCUCCGCCGCCCGGGACGCCCGCGCCGCCGCCGCCCGGCCAAGCUGCCACACUGCGGCCCCCACCCACCCCGCCCCCGGCCUGCGAAGCGGGCGGCCCCCAGGGGCUGUCACCUCGAGGCGCUCCGCACUCCCCGAUGGCGGGACCGUGGCGCCGGACCCGGGGGAGAGAGGCGGCACGAGCGAGCGGGCGGCCGCACCUGCUUCGCGUCGUCCGUCCGUUCGUCCGUCCCUUCCCGGGCUGGCGGGGGCGGCGGCGCGGCGCGCUCGGUGGGGCGCGCUGACGGGCGACCGGUCCUCUCCCCUUCACCCGUCUGCCUCCCUCGCUCGCUCCCUCCCGCUCGCUCGCCCCUUCCCCCAUCCUCGACCGCGGCCCCUAGCUCACCGGGACGGCGGCGCGGACGGCGCGGCUCUGGGCUCCCGCAGGCCCCGGCCGGGCUGGAAUCCGGCGGCUGGAACCCCCCGGGGGCGCUCAAUUCCCGGGCUCCACGCUGCUGCGUCAGCGCCUCCUCCUGGGGGCCGGGGCCGGGCGGGCGGAGCGGGGGCCGCGGCCGGGCGGGGCCGUCGGGGGGGCGGGCGCGCCUGGCCGGGGCGGGCGGACGGCGGGGGCCGGACGGGCGGGGCAGGCAGCCGGACGGGCGGGCGGCGGGGGCCGGGCUCCGGGAUCCGCUACGCCGCUCGCGGUUCCCCCACAAACUCCCCGAGAGCGGAGCCUCCGCCGCCCUCCUUCCUGCUUCCUCGUCCCCAGCCAAUCAGCAGCGCGCCCCUCGGCCAGCUCCGCCAAUCAGCCGCCCCGCCCUGCGCUGGCCCCGCCAGCCAAUCCGGCCCUCGGCUCCCCCUCCCGGUCUCCAACCAAUCAGAACCGUGGGUCGGUCGUCCCAACGCAGGGGGCAGCACGAGGCGGCCGCGGGAGGCGGUGCGGGGAGUGGUGGGGCCUGGGGGGAGGGGUACGAUGCCAAGGGUGGUGGAGGGGGCGGUUUUCUUUGCCGGCUUCUUGGAUUUUCUCCUCGUCUCCAGAACAUGA